CAGUUGUUUUUGGCAGCUACUGCAUCCUGUUGCUGUUCAUUUGUUCCUGAGUAUCUGUGCGCUUCAUGUAUCGCUGUUUUGUGUACUCCGAGCCCAGAUUUCUGUCACCGCUCCAGCAAAGCGUCGUGUUUUCGUGGAAGGACGGGCGGGUUCUCAUGAGCUUUAACCAUGUAACACGGUGGUCAUGAAUGCGUGGCAAACGCAAGGAGGAAAAAAUAUAUAUAUUUAUAUAUUUAUAUAUAUAUAGGCUAUCUCAGGACAGGUUUUAAGCGGAAAGCGAACACGGAUUUUUAAAGCGCGCUCUGGACUAUUGGUUAUGGGUGGCAAUGGAAAACUAAAUAUGCACUAGGCUAGUAAAAUACAAAUACAUAAAAUAAAAUAAAAAACUCAAGUGGACAACUCGGUGACUGCGCAUCUGAAAUAUGCAUGUGGAGAUCCCUGAGAUAAAUCGUCUGAAGAUUAUGCAGUCGCAGAGCGGCUUUCAUGAGGCGGACGUGAGAAACGCAGCGGAGUAAAUCGAAGGAGGAACUGAGUGCAGUGUAACGGAGCGCCACUUCACGUCUCCGUGCUGCAGACUCGACAUCCCUGACAGGCGGUCUCUCUGUCUCUCUCUCUCUCUCUCUCUGUGUGUGUGCAACCAACACACGAGCAUGUCGAACCGAAAACACCGGGACAACCAGGAGAUUUGCGCCCGCAAGGUCCGGGAGCUCGCGCAAACCGGGCCCAACAAACACUGCUUCGAGUGCGGUCAGCCUGGUGUAACUUACACCGAUAUCACGGUGGGCUGCUUCGUUUGCACAUCAUGUUCCGGAAUGCUGAGGGGGCUCAACCCGCCCCACAGGGUCAAGUCCAUUUCCAUGACAACCUUUUCCCAACAGGAAGUAGAAUUUUUGCAAAACCAUGGCAACGAGGUUGGGAAAAGGAUGUGGCUCUGUACAUUCGACCCAAAGACGGAUGGCUCUUUUGACCCACGUGACUCGCAGAAGUUUAAAGAAUUUCUUCAGGAUAAGUAUGAGAGGAAGAAAUGGCAUUUCUCUAAGAGUAAAGGCAGGAGGGAUGUAGAGCCUGCAUGGAGUACAGGGGUUCAAGCUCCUGCUCAGACUCCUUCUGGAAACCCACUGAACCCUGCAGCCCGGACUUCACGUGCUCUGUCCCAGGCUCAGUUGCCAUCAUGGGAUAGAGUUCCGGCUGUGUCUCCAGCUGAUGUUCGUACAGAGGUUUUCACAGCUCGACCCACUCGAUCUCAGAGCUUCAGAGACCACACUAUUAAAGAUUCCUUGUUAAGUGGGAUGGAGAGGCAGAGACCAGGAACAAUUUAUCCAGGAAUGGGACCGCAGAGUCGCCUUCCCUCUUUCCCUGCCCUUCCACGCCCUUCAGCAAGUAGCACUUUCAAAAACAGCUUCACACUAGGUCGCACGGUAUCCUCAGGAGGAGGAGCACCAUUUAGGACUGUCCCUAAAUCUCUAAGUUUGGACUUUGGAGGUCUCGGUUCUACCCCUAGUGCACUAAGCCAUCAGGCUCCACCACUUGUCUCUCAGGACAGGUAUGCUGCCGUGUCUCAACUCGACAAGGCCUUUUCUGACACGCCUACCACAGUUGCAUCCACAGCUCCUUCUAGUGGCCCUCCGCAAUACAGCACCUUGUUUGGCAACAGACUCUCUUCUAGUUCCACACCUGCAAGCUCUCCAGGUGUGCCAGAGGUUACAUCAGCCUCUCAGACAUUUGCAAAUUUCCCAAACCCCUUCUGUUCUACAGCCAGCAGUUCACAGCCUGCUUUAUCCCCUAGUAACCCCUUCAACAGCACGGUCACAGGUGACAGCAGUACGCUUGUGUCACCGUCUCCUUCAGCUGCCUUCCCUCACUCAGCCUCCUUUCCUGCUCCCACCUCCCAGAAUGCUUUUCCUCAUGACCCAGCUAAUAAUCAGGAGACAAAUGGUUUCUCGUCUUUCCCUGCACUGGAGUCUACCUCCAAAGUCCAGCGGUCGAUGUCCGUCAACCCGUUUACUGGGACGGUUUACCCCACCAGAGGAACGUCACUGAACCCUUUCAUCUGAUCGCAUCGUCCCUUUGACGAGAGUGAGAGAGAGGGGGAUUGUGGGUAUAUGUGGAAGAGACAGAAAGCAUGAUGCCAUUUCCAUGCCUUGAGGAAACUUCCUCCAUCAGAUAAGGGAGGAAAACACACAAGGACUGCCCAUUUUCCUGAGUUUAAGUUAAUGUCUGUGUGUGUGUGUAUUAAAGAAUGGAUCCCUUUUGUUUGAGUCUGUACGUAUUUGUAAGCGUGAAUGUCUUAUUUGUGUGCACCAUUUUGCACUACACACUACAAAUCAAAGUUCUUUGUGAGCAUGUGUGUCUUUGUGUUCUUUUUUUAAUGUUUGUGCGUGGGUGUGUUCAUUUCAUACAUGUUUACUCAAAUAAGUUAUCUAAUGGUGCCAGAUAGCAAGUGGCAAUAUCAGAAACACACACACACACACAGAGAUGAUUUUAACCUCCUGCCCUGUACUCUUGAUAAAUCAUUGCUAGCUUUUAGCCUGCACUGGCUUGCAUUUUAGCAAAGACACCCAAGUAUCAAGUUGUAGUAAUUAAACACUGAAAAAUGGCAGCACGCAACUUGAGCUUCAAAUAUUAUGAUAUUAUUAAUACAAAGUGUGCAAAUUUUAUUUAGCUCUCAUUUGGCAACUCUCCAAAUGCAUGUUAAUAGGAGAAACCGACUUAAUCAUUUGUUUGUAUAUGUAUGUGAGGCAUACAUGUCUGUACGUCAUCAGCCUGCAUGCGCUUCAUGAGCAAGACGCUGCCUGAAUGUACUGCAAUUUUGGUAAUUUCGCACAAAGUGUUAUUUGCAUUACUCAUCUUUAUGGACCAAAUAAUGUCAGGCUUCAUGUACAAUUUUUCCUUUCGUUUCCAAUAUUUUUGCAUUGGUUCAUUUAGAAUGUCUUUGUAACAGGAAGUAUCCGUAUGCAUAAAGAAACUAUUCAUU
Messenger RNA from Ictalurus punctatus (channel catfish), 2974 nucleotides. It is a transcript of the gene agfg2, whose product is annotated as ArfGAP with FG repeats 2. The record is from RefSeq and is a predicted model, not a curated record. Lineage: Eukaryota; Metazoa; Chordata; Actinopteri; Siluriformes; Ictaluridae. Gene Ontology annotation, molecular function: GTPase activator activity. The coding region runs from base 651 to 2054 and encodes 467 amino acids. The transcript is spliced from 14 exons.